Molecule: messenger RNA, 612 nt
Organism: Knipowitschia caucasica
Lineage: Eukaryota; Metazoa; Chordata; Actinopteri; Gobiiformes; Gobiidae
Source: the annotation of a GenBank genome assembly
AUGGGGAACACCAAGAGCAGCGCCCUCUCCAAGGAGCUUCUGGAGGAGCUCAAGUCCAACACCAAGUACUCAGAGGCCGAGCUGGUCACAUGGUACCAGUCGUUCCUGAAGGAGUGUCCUGGAGGCAAGAUCAGCAAGCAGCAGUUUGAAGGCAUCUACGCCAGCUUCUUCCCCAACGCCGACCCCACGGCGUACGCUCGCCACGUGUUCCGCAGCUUUGACACUAACGCUGACGGGACGCUGGACUUUAAGGAGUACAUUGUGGCGCUGCACCUGACGUCUGGAGGAAAGACGCUGCAGAAGCUGGAAUGGGCCUUCGCUCUGUACGACGUGGACGGGAACGGAACCAUCAGCAAGAGCGAGAUCCAGGAGAUUGUCCGGUCGAUCUUCAACAUGAUCCCAGAGGAGGACCAGAAGAGUCUUCCUGAGGACGAGAACAGCCCAGAGAAGAGAGCGGAGAAGAUCUGGACCUACUUUGGCAAAAAGGACAAUGAUAAAAUCUCGGAGGGAGAGUUCAUUCAGGGAGUGAUGGACAACAAAGAGAUCCUGCGCCUGAUUCAGUACGACGAGCCGCAGAAGAUCAAGGACAAACUGAGAGAGAAGAAAAACUGA